Messenger RNA from Colletes gigas, 667 nucleotides. RefSeq names its product ATP synthase subunit s, mitochondrial. The coding region runs from base 92 to 667 and encodes 191 amino acids. The record is from RefSeq and is a predicted model, not a curated record. The transcript has 5 exons. NCBI's taxonomy places the organism in Eukaryota, Metazoa, Arthropoda, Insecta, Hymenoptera, Colletidae.
UUUACAUAACAUGAAUUCUUGAAUGCAAUAUUUACGAAUAUGUAUUUGACGAUUCGACACACAACAUUAGAAUUUAAACAAUAAUUGGAAAAUGAAGAUUCACAUUUUAAAUAAAUUAAGAUCUGUUGUAUUUCGAAAUACAAGCAAUCAAAACAGGACUCUCUUUUACUGGCUCACUAUUAUAUUUAAUAGAGUUGAUGAACAACGCAUAAAAGAACUUGGUCCUGAUCUUGCUUGUGCAGAAUGGCUUUUAAGAAAUGGAGCAUUUGUUAGAUGGAAAGAUUGCUCAGAAGAGUUAACAUGUUAUGAUUCAUUACCAUCCGAAAAAAAUAAUUAUUUCAUUGAGGCUGUUAAUGCUAAUGAUGCUGGAAUUAGUCAUGUUGGGUUUCCAUACUUUGGGUGCAAACAUAUAAAGGAAAUAAAACUUGAAAACUGUAGGUACAUCAAUAAUCAAGCUAUACCAUUAUUGUCAGUUCUUAAAGAUUCGCUAAAUAAACUGGAACUUAUAAAUUGUAAAAGUAUUACCAAUGAAAGUUUACCAGCCAUAAAAGUUUUAAAAAAUUUAGAAAUAUUGAAACUUCAAGGAUUACCGUAUCUCGAAAAUAAAGAUUCAGUUUGCAAAGAACUCAUUGAAGCCCUACCUAACUGUAAAAUUGACAUCUCAUAA